Messenger RNA from Closterium sp. Yama58-4, 768 nucleotides. The record is from the annotation of a GenBank genome assembly. NCBI's taxonomy places the organism in Eukaryota, Viridiplantae, Streptophyta, Zygnematophyceae, Desmidiales, Closteriaceae.
AUGACUGAUGCCAAAGACGGCGUUUCACUGUUCGAUCACGCGUCUGGCACUUCCGUUGCUCCUGCUGGCACUGCUGCCACUCUUGACCGCUCACAGUGGCAGACUCGUGAUGCUGCUACGCGCCUCGCUAUUCGCAACCACAAGCCGAUCACUGAGCGCGCGCAUUUUAGUCAGCACAAGACUGCUAAGGCACUGUACGACGCUGUAGUUGCCCGCUACUCUUCCCCAGCCACUGCAGCCAUAGGUCGCCUCAUCCUGCCCUACCUGUUCCCUGACCUGUCCUCGUUUCACACUGCUGAGGACCUCAUCUCUCACCUUCGCGCUAGUGACGUUCGCUGUCGUGCCGCUCUUACAACCGAUUUCCUUGCCAAGAAUUCCCCUCCGAUGACUGCUCGUGGCACUCCACGGACUCCCCUCUUUGAGGGGUGCUCCCCCUCCCCUCUUGCCCCCUCCUACGCCUCUGCUGCUGCUGCCGUCGAUUUCCUUGGCGCUGAGCAGGUAGCAGCUGCUUCCGCUCCUAGUGGGAAGCGUCGCAACACCAGGGGCGGCAAGGGCGGCAGGGGUGGUGGAAGUGGCGGUGGAGGAGGCGGUGGUGGGGGCGGCGGUGGAGGUGGAGGUGGUGGGGGUGGUCGUGGGGGUGGAGGUGGUGGGUGGAGUGGUGGUGGUACCGGGAGCAGUGGCGGUGGCAGCGGCGGUAGUGGGGGAGGAGGGAGCGGUGGUGGAGGCGGUGGUGGUGGAGGCGGUGGAGGGGGCCCUGAUGGUGGCUAG